AUGCCGCGAUUCGCCAGUGUCCUCUGUCUGUCUCUAGUCUUGUGUGCCGCCGUUUCCCAUUCUUUCGGGCUCGUCCUUUCGGCAAAGGAUAAACGGGGGUGGACAUUAAACAGUGCAGGAUACCUACUAGGACCACAUGCUGUGGACAAUCACCGAUCCUUAAGUGACAAGAAUGGCCUGGCUGGCAAACGUGAACUGCAGCUUGAAGAUGAAAUUAAGCGUGGUAACUUGCUACAAAACCUUGCUGAUGAAAGUGCUGCUCGCAUAGCCAUUGAAUUUCUUGUAUACUUGCAUCUAAAAGAGAUUGGGGCCCUUGACAAUCUGCCAUCACUGUUAUCAUCUGAAGUUCCCCAACCGUAG
Hemiscyllium ocellatum (epaulette shark) is the source of this 360-nucleotide messenger RNA. Its product is annotated as galanin peptides-like. NCBI's taxonomy places the organism in Eukaryota, Metazoa, Chordata, Chondrichthyes, Orectolobiformes, Hemiscylliidae. The record is from RefSeq and is a predicted model, not a curated record. Gene Ontology annotation, cellular component: extracellular region. Bases 1 to 360 code for a protein of 119 amino acids. Gene Ontology annotation, molecular function: hormone activity. The transcript has 5 exons.